ACGGACUAUCAGCCAUGGCGACAAGCAACAAACAAUACAAAGCCAUCGGCGAGGACCUCUGGAAAGGUCGCACCGAAAAGAUUAAUGCCGAACUAUUCGCUCUCACGUACGGUGCGCUGGUCAUACAGCUCAUCCAGGACUAUGAGGACUACGCAGAGGUGAACAAACAACUGGAGAAGAUGGGAUACAACAUCGGCACGCGUCUAAUUGAGGACUUCUUGGCGCGAAGUAACAUUGGACGGUGCUCAGACUUCAGAGAAACCGGAGAGGUCAUUGCGAAGGUGGGAUUCAAAUCCUUCUUGAACAUAACGCCAAAUGUCACACACGCCACGCCACAACCACCAACAUCACCCAAUCCGCCGAGCACGCCAGGAGCGUCGGGUCAACCACCAGCUUCGGGCGCGACGCCCCUCACAUCCUUCUCUUUGACUUUCGACGAGAACCCGUUGGCAGAAUUUGUGGAGUUGCCUGACGAGGCGUUGGAGGGAGGGCUAUGGUUCAGCAACGUUUUAUGUGGGGUAUUGAGGGGCUCUCUGGAGAUGAUCCAGAUGCAGGUGCAGGCAGAAUUCGUGUCGGACGUGCUGAGGGGAGACGAGACUACUGAGAUUCGGGUAAAGUUGAUAAAGUAUCUUGAAGAAGAGGUUCCCGUUGGCGAAGACUAGAUUUCGAAGCGUGUUGUAGGAUGGUUUUCUUGUACUUUUAUAUACAUCCCACACGAGGAUUUCUGCGCGCCCACCAAAAGACCAUGAGUCUCGAGAUGUAAAUUAGGGCCACACCACCUGGGUAAAUGUAAGGUAGCACACGGCAACGCUCAACGAGCACGCUCAAUCUUGUUGAGCUUCUUCGCCGUCCGUGCAUUGUUCUGUGUGUUCUGUCCUCUAACCGGGUAGCCCAUAGCGUGCCUCUUCCCGACAUAACUCCCGAUCAUCCUCUGAUGAGCAAUGUUCUCCCUCAUCUCCCUCUUCAGCUCUGCCUCAAUCUUCAGGUUCCUCAACUGAUCCCCUCCACCACGAGGUUGAUACUUGACUGGUGGUGCAGCUCCUGGUGGUGGACGCAGCGCUUCUACGGCCGGAAGCUGCUCGAAAGGUGUUGACGGGGGAGCGGGUUUGAAGGAGAGCGACGCGACUGGUGGACGGACGGUGGCGUAGGCAGUUUGUGGUGAUGAGAGGAAGGAUGCGAGCGCGGUGGUUUGGUUGGGUGUUAGUUGAGAAACUCUGCACCUAUCGUGGAUGCCGAGUCGGGCGCAGAUGCGCUGCGAGGUUUUGUGGCCUAUGCCAUAGAAUUUCGUGAACGCGAUCCUUGCAUAUGCCGUGUCCAGCAAUUGCACGCCCAGGAUAUGCACCAUCCUCUCCUCCUC
Messenger RNA from Stereum hirsutum FP-91666 SS1, 1357 nucleotides. Its product is annotated as TRAPP I complex. Gene Ontology annotation, cellular component: cytosol; TRAPP complex; cis-Golgi network membrane. The record is from RefSeq and is a predicted model, not a curated record. The coding region runs from base 15 to 662 and encodes 215 amino acids. The transcript has 5 exons. NCBI's taxonomy places the organism in Eukaryota, Fungi, Basidiomycota, Agaricomycetes, Russulales, Stereaceae. Gene Ontology annotation, biological process: intra-Golgi vesicle-mediated transport; endoplasmic reticulum to Golgi vesicle-mediated transport.